AUGGCUCCCCAACCCGGAGCUGAAGCAAAAGCGAGUCUGGCACCCGCUGCUGAACCAGUGCAUCUCGAUCUCCACGGCAAUGUCUUCGAGCUGCCCCAGUACACCAUGAAGGAGAUCUACGAUGCCAUCCCCGCCUGGUGCUUCAAGCCGUCCAUUCUGCGUUCCAUGGCGUACGUCGUGCGCGAUUACUUCUACCUCUCCGUCCUCGUCUACCUGGCCGUCACCUACAUCCCUAUGCUGCCGUCCCCGUACCUCCGCUUCGCCGCCUGGGUAGCGUACACUACCGUGCAAGGCUUCGUCUUCACCGGCAUCUGGAUCCUGGCACAUGAGUGCGGACACGGCGCCUUCUCCAAGAACAAGCACCUGAACUACACCAUGGGCCUGAUCAUGCACUCCUUCCUGCUCGUGCCGUUCCACAGCUGGAGACUGAGCCACAGCCAGCACCACAAGGCGACGGGCAACAUGGAGCGGGAUACGGCCUUCGUGCCACACAGCCGAGACUCGUGGAUCAAGUCGCAGUUCGGGGCCAAGGCCUCCGCCAGCAUGGUGGAGUUCGCGGAGCUGGCCGAGGAUUCCCCCAUCGCUGCUCUCUGGCAUGACCUCGUGCACCAGUUGUUCGGUUGGCCUGGAUACCUUCUCUUCAACCUGACGGGUCAGAAGUACAACGGUGCAAAGGGAGCCAAGAUCUCGCAUUUCUACUACGGCGAGGACAGCGUGUUCUUCAAGAAGCACGAGCUCCCGCUGAUUAUGCUGAGUGAUGCCGGUGUCGCGCUCAUGAUUGCUGCACUCUUUGUCGCGGGCCAGAUGUUCGGCAGCUGGAACGUCAUCGUGCUAUGGGGUGUCCCGUGGCUGUGGGUUAACAAUUGGAUUGUGGCCAUCACCUUCCUCCAACAUACCGACGCCACCAUGCCCCAUUACGACAACAAGACCUGGAACUUUGCUCGCGGCGCCACCGCCACCAUCGACCGCGACCUGGGCUUCAUCGACACGCACCUCUUCCACGACAUCAUCGGCACGCAUGUCUGCCACCACCUCAUCUCCACGAUCCCCUUCUACCACGCCGGCGAGGCCUCCAAGCAUAUCAAGCGGGUGAUGGGCAAGCACUACGCCUCCGAUCUGGAGACACCUUUCUGGACGGCCUUCUUCCGCAACCAGCGCAGCUGCAAGUUCGUCGAGGAGACGGAGGGUGCCGAGGGCUCGGGCGUCUACAUGUUCCGCAACCUGUACAACCGUGCCGGCGAGACGCAGCCGAAGAAGCUGGUUGAGGCGCCCAAGGCGGACGAGUGCAAGGAGAAGAGCGCGAUGGCGAGCGCAAUGGCCAGCUCGCGGAACCUCGAUGCCCGGAGGCGCCUGUCGCAGAGUGCGCAGCUGGCUAACCUGCCACUGCUUGCUGACGGCUAG
This is a messenger RNA of Drepanopeziza brunnea f. sp. 'multigermtubi' MB_m1, 1401 nucleotides long. RefSeq lists its product as uncharacterized. The record is from RefSeq and is a predicted model, not a curated record. Gene Ontology annotation, molecular function: oxidoreductase activity. Gene Ontology annotation, biological process: unsaturated fatty acid biosynthetic process. NCBI's taxonomy places the organism in Eukaryota, Fungi, Ascomycota, Leotiomycetes, Helotiales, Drepanopezizaceae.